GUUUCAUACAUAAGUAUGGAAAACUCCAUACAAAAAAUGGGCUGAUAGUUAAUUCAAAACUAUCAAAUUGCAAGAGUGAUGUUGCUUAUAUGAAUUUUUGCAUUACCACCAAACUCAUGGUUGAUCGAAAUGCUUAUCAUAAAAAUGCUCUGAUUAUCAUGGAUGAACACGAAUUUUUUGGAGAGCCUUCUGGACAUGGUCUAUUGAAGUUUUGGAAUCUUGAUACAUUUGAAGUAAUUAAUGUUAGUGCAAUUUGUAUAAGUGUUGGAUUUCUCAAAAUGCCAAACAAUGAGAAUUAUAUCAUCGAUCGAGAAAACCAGAUUAGAUUCUGA
Funneliformis caledonium is the source of this 332-nucleotide messenger RNA. The record is from the annotation of a GenBank genome assembly. NCBI's taxonomy places the organism in Eukaryota, Fungi, Glomeromycota, Glomeromycetes, Glomerales, Glomeraceae.